Molecule: messenger RNA, 1835 nt
Organism: Rubroshorea leprosula
Lineage: Eukaryota; Viridiplantae; Streptophyta; Magnoliopsida; Malvales; Dipterocarpaceae
Source: the annotation of a GenBank genome assembly
UCCAAUCUUCACCCACCCAACCCUAAAAUUCCUAGAGAAAUGCAAAACCCUAGACAAGCUCAAGCAAAUUCAUUCCCAAAUGAUUACAUCUGGGCUCUCUCUCCACACUUACCCUCUCAGUCGCCUCCUCCUCUUCUCCUCUACCCUCGACCUCUCCUACGCACUCACAGUCUUCAACCAAAUCCCAAACCCAACAAUCUUCCUCUUCAAUACCCUUAUUUCCUCCCUCACAACCCGCCACAAGAACCAGACCCAUGUAGCUUUUUCUCUGUACAGCCGAGUUCUUGGGAACGGAACGCUUAAACCGAAUGCCUUUACAUACCCUUCUCUCCUGAAGGCUUGUGGGUCGCGUCCUUGGGUGCGCCAUGGUCGAGCUCUCCAUGCCCAUAUCUUGAAGUUCCUUGGAUUUGAGUAUGACGGUUUUGUUCAAGCUGCGUUACUUAAUUUCUAUGCUAAUUGUGGCAAAUUGGGUCUUGCUCGAUAUCUGUUUGAUGAAAUUAUUGAACCGGAUUUAGCUACUUGGAAUUCUAUACUAUCUGCUUAUGCACAUAGUGCUAGUACAGGUGGGUUUGGUAGGAUUAGUAGCGAGGAUGCUAGCUUGUCGGUUGAGGUAUUGGAUUUGUUCUGUGAAAUGCAGAAAUCUCAGGUUAGGCCCAGUGAAGUUACUCUAGUGGCUUUAAUAAGUGCUUGUGCUGAUCUUGGCGCAUUUAGCCAGGGUUCAUGGGCACAUGCUUAUGUAGUUAAGAGUCAUCUUAGUUUGAAUCGUUAUGUAGGUACUGCUCUCAUUGAAAUGUAUUCAAAAUGUGGACGUUUGGAUUUAGCAUUGCAACUGUUCGACCAAUUGCCUCAAAGAGACACGUUGUGUUAUAAUGCUCUGAUUGGAGGGUUUGCUAUUCAUGGCUAUGGCCACAGGGCACUUGAGCUUUAUCAGAGAAUGCAUGUUCAAAGGUUAUUCCCUGAUGAUGUAACAUUUCUAGUCACAAUGUGUGCUUGCUCCCAUGUUGGAUUGGUAGAGGAAGGUUGCAAGAUUUUUGAAUCUAUAAAGGAGAUUUAUGGAAUGGAGCCAACAGUUGAGCAUUACGGUUGUUUGGUGGACCUUCUAGGCCGAGCUGGUCGACUCCUAGAGGCUGCAGAAAAGGUAAGAACAAUGCCAAUGAAACCAAAUGCUGUGUUGUGGAGGUCUCUGCUCGGGGCAGCUAGAAUUUAUGGAAACUUAGAAAUAGGAGAGGUUGCAUUAAAGCACUUGAUAGAAUUAGAGCCAGAAACUAGUGGGAACUAUGUGCUUUUGUCAAACAUGUAUGCAAGCAUAGAUAGAUGGGAAGAUGUGAAGAGAGUGAGGGAAUCGAUGAAAGAUCUUGGUGUCAACAAAGCACCCGGGAGCAGCUUGGUUGAGGUUAAUGAUGCACUGCAUGAGUUCCUCAUGGGAGAUAAGACACACCCUUGUACGGAACAGAUCUAUUUGAAGCUUGAAGAGGUAAUAGAAGGCUGAAGCAACAUGGUCAUAAACCAUGAACCAAAGAAGUUUUAUUUGACAUAGAAGAGGAAGAAAAAGGAGAUGCCCUUUCUUAUCAUAGUGAGAGAUUAGCAAUUACAUUUGCUCUUAUUGCAUCAAAUCCAAGUGCCCCUAUCCGGAUUAUUAAAAAUCUCCGGUUCUGUACUGAUUGUCAUGAAAGUACUUAGCUUGUUUCACUGGUAUAUGGAAGAGAUAUAAUUGUAAGAGAUCGAAAUCGGUUUCAUCAUUUCAAAGAUGGGACUUGUUCUUGUUUGGAUUAUUGGUGAUACAUCUCAGGUCGCCAUGUAUAUAUAUGAGAGAAAUGCCAAAGAUGAAAUUGAUG